Molecule: messenger RNA, 612 nt
Organism: Coniosporium apollinis CBS 100218
Lineage: Eukaryota; Fungi; Ascomycota; Dothideomycetes
Product: 40S ribosomal protein S7
Exons: 3
Coding region: 1-612 (203 amino acids)
Biological process (GO): translation; ribosomal small subunit biogenesis; rRNA processing
Cellular component (GO): 90S preribosome; cytosolic small ribosomal subunit; ribosome
Molecular function (GO): structural constituent of ribosome
Source: RefSeq, a predicted model, not a curated record
AUGUCGCAGGCCGCUCUCAACAAGAUUGCGCCCAACAGCCCGUCGAGGCAAAACCCGUCCGAAAUCGAGACCAGCAUCGCCAAUGCUCUCUACGACCUCGAGACCAACAUCCCAGACAUGCGGGCCUCUUUGAGGCCUCUGCAAUUCGUGUCUGCUCGCGAGAUCGAGGUCGGCCACGGCAGGAAGGCAAUUGUGAUCUUUGUCCCUGUUCCUCUUCUUCAAGGCUGGCACAAGUCCCAGCAGCGCCUCACCCGCGAACUCGAAAAGAAGUUCUCCGACCGCCACGUCCUGAUCAUCGCAUCUCGCCGCAUCCUGCCCCGCCCCAAGCGCUCGAACCGCUCGCGCACCUCCCAGACCCAGAAGCGCCCGCGCUCCCGGACGCUCACCGCUGUCCACGACGCCAUUCUCCACGACUUGGUCUACCCGGUUGAGAUUGUUGGCAAGCGCAUGCGGACGCGUGAGGAUGGCAGCAAGGUGCUGAAGAUUGUUCUCGACGAGAAGGAGAGGGGUGGUGUCGACUAUAGGCUGGAUACCUAUUCGGAGGUGUACAAGCGCCUGACGGGCAAGGGAGUGAACUUUGAGUUCCCGCAGAGCAGUGUGGCUGAUUAUUAG